CUCACGCGGUCACACACGCCCGCUCUCCUCCUGCGCAUGCAGAACACCUCUCGGCGUCCCGCUCUACCAGUCAUGGCAGCGCGGCCGCACUACGCCAGGAAACUCCUGCUCGUGGCGCCAGCGGCGAGCCCGUCACCUGCACCCUCGGCGCCCGGCAUUACUACUCCCAUGGCCGAGGCUUGGCCGGCGGCCUCUGCCGACGCCGAGGGCGCGUUCACCUGGCUCAACGACAACGCCGUCCUCGUACUCGCGCUCCUCAUCUGCGGCCUGUUCGCCGCGAUGGCGCUUCAUAUCCUCCUCCAGUGCGCGUUCCGCGUUACGGGGCGCGCGUGGUACGGUGCCAACGCCAGCGCCAGCGCGGCCCCUCGGGACUCGUCGGAGUCGAUGCCGCGCGCGGAAGGGGGCGGCGGGGGCAGGACGCUGGCGCUGGCCCAGGCGCUCCCGUGCCUGGCGUACUCGGCGGGGCUCGAGCUGGCCGGGUCAUCGCUGUCGGAGUGUGCCAUCUGCCUCGCCGAGUUCAUCCGCGGGGAGAAGGUGCGCGUGCUGCCGCGCUGCAACCACGGGUUCCACGCCGCCUGCAUCGACCGGUGGCUGGCGGCGCGGCCGACGUGCCCCACGUGCAGGCAGGCGCCGUUCGCCGAGCCCGAUGAAAGCGUCCUGGCUGCGGACUGUGCACGACCGGCGCCCGCUAUCGCGGUGGUGCGGGUGAUUGUAGACGCUGGCGGGAGGCGGCGUGUGGAGAUUUAGCUCGCAUGACGAAACUAGCGAGCUUGUUAGCGAUGUAGUAAUGCGUUUCAAAUUUGGGGCAGUACGCGCCUGUGAUUGAACCGUGAGUAAGACAGUGGUAUAUCCAGUCCAGCAAGGUUUAAGUUCUGCUGCUCGCAUUAUUUCUGAAUUUAAUUCAGUAUUCUUGGUGAUGCGUUUUCAGUGGGAAAAGAUGU
This is a messenger RNA of Triticum dicoccoides, 941 nucleotides long. RefSeq names its product RING-H2 finger protein ATL79-like. Lineage: Eukaryota; Viridiplantae; Streptophyta; Magnoliopsida; Poales; Poaceae. Gene Ontology annotation, molecular function: transferase activity. The record is from RefSeq and is a predicted model, not a curated record. Gene Ontology annotation, biological process: protein ubiquitination. The coding region runs from base 37 to 747 and encodes 236 amino acids. The transcript has a single exon.